AUGCAGUGCUUUCCAUGCUUCCUGACUUCCCCUAUCUUCACAUGGUUGUUGCUGUUGUUGCCAUCGUUGGUCCAUCCCUGGUCAGUUCCUCUUCCACUACGACUAUGGAGACGAUUCCAAACAAGCCCCGCUACGGUUGCCAUUCCUCAUCCUCCUCUUUCAUCAUCAUCAGAAGACGCUCUACAGAAAGACACUGCCCUGCAAAAUGGGGUGGAUUCUCAUUUCAUGAAACUGGCGCUCUCGCAGGCACAACAGGCGGCCGAUCGCGGUGAAGUACCCAUUGGAGCCCUGGUGGUCAGGCCUCUACCACAACAUCAUUACGUCAACAACAGCAAUAGAACACAAUAUCAAAUCUUGUCGUCGGCCAGCAAUCGCGUAGAAGAAUUGCGGGAUGCCUCUGCUCAUGCCGAAAUGUUGGCACUCCGAAAAGCCGCAAACACCAUGAGAGCUUGGAGAUUGCUGAAUCAAACCACCCUCUACACCACGGUAGAGCCCUGUCCCAUGUGCUUGGCGGCCGCCCAAGGCUUUCGCGUACAUCGCAUUGUCUAUGGAGCACCCGAUUUGAGAGUGGGGGCUAUUGACACUUAUCUCCAACUGCUAGAUAUCCCACAUCCCUAUCACACUAUUCAGCACGUCGUCCGAGGAGUACAUGCCAACGAAUCUGCCGCUCUCAUGAGAACUUUCUUUCGAAAACGACGAAAGGAAAAGAUGGACAAGAAAGAAGCGUCCAACAAGAGCUUCCAAUGGCGUCACAGGUUCAAAAGAUUCUUUCUGGGAAGAAGGAAGGAGACUUGA
This is a messenger RNA of Seminavis robusta, 795 nucleotides long. The record is from the annotation of a GenBank genome assembly. NCBI's taxonomy places the organism in Eukaryota, Bacillariophyta, Bacillariophyceae, Naviculales, Naviculaceae.